Molecule: messenger RNA, 3251 nt
Organism: Pogoniulus pusillus (Red-fronted tinkerbird)
Lineage: Eukaryota; Metazoa; Chordata; Aves; Piciformes; Lybiidae
Gene: KCTD16
Product: potassium channel tetramerization domain containing 16
Exons: 3
Coding region: 1404-2687 (427 amino acids)
Biological process (GO): protein homooligomerization; regulation of G protein-coupled receptor signaling pathway
Cellular component (GO): signaling receptor complex; presynaptic membrane; postsynaptic membrane
Molecular function (GO): protein binding
Source: RefSeq, a predicted model, not a curated record
UCCCGUCUGCGCCACUCUCCGCUGCCUCCCACCCUUUCCAGGGAGAUGAGGAGGGCCCGUGGCGGGACCAAACCACAGACCCGCCCGAAAGCCACGGGGGUGCGUUCCGGGAGCCCCCACCCACCGGGCGCUCCCACCCUGCCCGCCUCUUUCUCCGGCUGAAACCACUGCGCGGCGCCGGGAAAGGCACGUUUCGGCUGCGGGAGGGCAGGGGAACCGGAGCUGCCGGCAGGGAGGGGACGGAGAGGAGCGGAGCGGGGAGGAACUUCCCCAGAACUCCAGCGGAGAGGGCUACAGAGCCUCCCGGAUCCCCGGGCACUGGCACCGGCACCGGCAGCGGGCACCGGCGACAGCUUCGGCAGCUGCAGCGGCUCCGGCGCGGUCCCGGCGCUGGCGCUGUCCGCGGUCCUGAACCUGCCCCCGGUACUGGCGUUGUCCGCGGUUCUGACGUGGUGCCCGGUGCCGGUGCCGGUCCCGGUGCCGGUGCAGGUCGCGGCCGCUCAUCCCAAGCCGCCUCCUUUAAGAUGAUGCAAUCGGUCCCGCGCUCCACGCUCCCGUGCCCCCGCCGUUGAGCAGAACAGAGCCGAGCCGCGCAGCGCGGUGCGGGAGCGGCCCCGCGGCCCGGCCCGGCCCAGCGGGGCGGAGCGGAGCGGCCCCAGCGCGGACAUGGCUGUGCAGCCAGCCGCGCUGCCCGGGAGGCUGCCGCCGCGGGGGCUGCCGGAGCCCCGCAGCCCUUAGCGCAGGGCUGCGGGCUUUCUGCAAGUCAUCUGAGGCAGCCGAAAGGGCUCCCCUGCCCCGCUCACUCUGAGCACAACGGAUCUGUUUCGGAGGGGGGGCUACUGCGGGGCUUUUUUUUCCCUCCCCCCCGUCGUGCUCUGUGUGUUGGUUUCUCUCGUCACCUGCCACUGUUAAGUUUCCUGUGACUCAGUUUAACUCUUGAGAUCUCCACGGAUGUCGCCGAGAGCACUUUUCUUGCCUUUGCUGUCCCUUGCUGGGAUGGGAUUUGUCGCUGCCUGGCCUGUGUGCCUGUGUGUUGUGUUCUGAGUGCCGGGGGGUUUUGCUUUCCUUUGCCAGAGCUUUGCGUUCCUGCUGACCAAGACCUGUGAAUGACCACAGGCUUGGCUUGCCGUUGAUUUGGAUGGCUUUGUGGGAAGAUCUAAGGCUGUGAUUGCAUUUCAUGAAGUGAAUCUCUCCAACCUCCAUGGCAUAGGGAAUAAGCCACUUCUGCCACACUGUCACUCAUGGACAAUUCAGAUUUGGGUUAAACAAACCUUUAGGCUGGUUUUCUGUUUUCUCGCUUCCCCUUUUCCCCCAUUUGUCUUAAUAUUGGAAGCCUUAUUCUACACUUGGAUGUGAUUGAUAGUCCUGCUGCUUCCUGCUGCUGAUUUCUUCUUUAAAGUACCAUGGCUCUGAGUGGCAACUGCAGGACUUACCUUCCUGCUCGGGAGCAGGGGACUGGGCUCCACUCCUUCCCAGAGGUAGUGGAGCUAAAUGUGGGUGGCCAGGUCUACUUUACCCGCCACUCCACCUUGGUUGGCACCCCUCACUCCCUGCUCUGGAAAAUGUUCACCCCAAAGAGAGACACAGCCAACGAUCUGGCCAAGGACUCCAAGGGAAGAUUUUUUAUUGACAGAGAUGGUUUCCUCUUCCGUUAUAUUCUGGACUAUCUCAGGGACAAGCAAGUGGUUUUGCCUGACCACUUCCCAGAGAAGGGGAGGCUUAAGAGGGAGGCUGAGUACUUCCAGCUCCCAGACUUGGUCAAGCUUCUGAGUCCUGAUGACAGCAAGCAAAGCCCAGAUGAUUAUUGCCACAGUGACUAUGAAGAGGUAUCCCAGGGCAGUGACACCAGAAUCUGUCCACCCUCAGCACUCUUACCGCCUGAUCGCAAGUGGGGAUUCAUUACCAUCGGCUACCGGGGGUCGUGCACAAUUGGCAGGGAGAGCCAAGCAGAUGCCAAAUUCAGGAGGGUCCCAAGGAUUUUGGUUUGUGGAAGGAUUGCUCUGGUUAAAGAGGUCUUUGGUGAAAGUUUGAAUGAAAGCAGAGAUCCGGACAGGGCACCAGAGAGGUACACCUCCAGGUUUUAUCUCAAGUUCAAGCACCUGGAGAGGGCUUUUGACAUGUUGUCUGAGUGUGGAUUCCACAUGGUGGCCUGUAACUCCUCGGUGACAGCUUCCUUUGUCAACCAGUACACCGAUGACAAGGUCUGGUCCAGCUACACCGAAUAUGUCUUCUACCGUGAACCCUCCCGAUGGUCCUCCUCUCACUGCGACUGCUGCUGCAAGAACGGCAAAGGUGACAAGGAGGGGGAGAGUGGCACCUCCUGCAACGAGCUGUCCACCUCCAGCUGCGACAGCCAGUCUGAGGCCAGCUCCCCCCAGGAGACUGUCAUCUGUGGUCCUGUCACCCGCCAGCCCAACAUCCAGACUCUGGACCGCCCGGCCAAGAAGGGCCCAGUGCAGCUGCUGCAGCAGUCAGAGAUCCGCAGGAAGAGCGACCUGCUGCGGACUCUCACCUCUGGCUCCAGGGAGUCCAACUCCAGCAAGAAAAAAGCCGUGAAGGAGAAGCUCUCCAUUGAGGAGGAGCUAGAAAAAUGUAUCCAGGAUUUCCUCAAAAUCAAAAUCCCAGACAGGUUUCCAGAGAGGAAGCAUCCCUGGCAAUCCGAACUGCUGCGGAAGUACCACCUAUAGGCUCGGGGUGGGCAGAGCAGAUGACCUUCCUGCCCUGAGAGAAAGAUCCUAAGGGAAGCGCCAAUAAUUCCCCCAAAUCAUUGUUUGUUAGGUCACAAAGCCAGACCAGGCCCAUCUCUGUCGUGCUGCCUACUUCACCUCCACAUUUCUAGCUGUAGAGUAAGGACCUUCUUUCCCCGCGGCGGAAGCACAAUGACAAACGCUUCUCGUUGUCAGCUCCAAGUCUUACACAAGCUCAGUGCCUUAAGGGCACAACCAGAGCUGUUCACGUCCGGCUGCUGCUGCUGCUGCUGCUGCUGGGACCAUGAGCUGGCAGUGGCCUGGGCUUGGUGGCCUCCAUGCCUUCUGCCUUCUCAUUCACAGAUUGCGUCAGGUUGGAAGGGACCACCCGAGGUCAUCUUGUCCAACCGCCCUGGGAGGGACGUGCAGGGCUGCAAGGGCCAGGCUGUGGCGUGGCAGUGACCCUGCAGCAGGUGUAGAUCUCUGUGUGCAUAUAUAUAUGUGUGUAUAUAUCUGAGUGUAUAUAUAUGUGUAUAUAUAUAGCAAUAGAGACUGCUGGCAGAG